Messenger RNA from Periconia digitata, 613 nucleotides. Lineage: Eukaryota; Fungi; Ascomycota; Dothideomycetes; Pleosporales; Periconiaceae. The record is from the annotation of a GenBank genome assembly.
CCCGAUAAGCCUGUGCUGCAACGCGCCAAUCAAGGCCAACCGGAUGGCAAUGCUUCUUGCAGCGAGGAUUGCAUCUCGAAUCAAUCAAUCAAUCAAUCAAUCACCACACUUUGCACAUGUUGAGCAGAGCCCUCUGGUCGUCGUGAGCGGAUUACAUAUCGGGCGUAUCUGGAUUCUACGCUGCUGGUUUAACGACGUGCACCGGGCAACGGGAAAACUCCCACGCGGCUCCUCCCACGCACCGCCAUCCUGCUCAUCUCCUCCCUCCCACGCUCCUCAGCUCCCCUACCCGACCCUCCAUUGGCAAUGCCUUUUAUGCGCCUCGUUGUCAUACCGAUACCUAAUCUAAUCGACAGGUGCGCCUGUUGCUAAACGCAUGAGCAUUGCCAUCAACUCAGCUACACCCAACCCUCUUCCAUCAUUUCCAGAGAAUCAAGAUGCGCGUCAUCUCGUUGAUUCAGGUACCAAUCCUGCUUAUGUAUGCACUUGGAAGUAAUGUACGGGGCACUCUGACUGGCGGGUGCCCCUGCCCCUUCUCUUCUUGUUGCCUUGUUCCAUGUCCGCCUCCAUGCCCGUGGCCUGUGACAUCCGUUUCUCAUCUCAGCUUUCGCAC